Messenger RNA from Astyanax mexicanus (Mexican tetra), 1277 nucleotides. RefSeq lists its product as uncharacterized. The transcript has 3 exons. The record is from RefSeq and is a predicted model, not a curated record. NCBI's taxonomy places the organism in Eukaryota, Metazoa, Chordata, Actinopteri, Characiformes, Acestrorhamphidae. Bases 181 to 1215 code for a protein of 344 amino acids.
CUGAACUGCACACAGAGAGAGAAGUUCCCAUACAGCCAGAGAGAGAGAGAGUUAUUCAGAGAGACAGAGAGAGAGACAGAGACAGAGAGACAGAGAGAGAGACAGAGAGACAGAGACCGAGAGGUUAUCCGAGAGGUUUAUUUCUCAGAGAGGUUUAUUCCUCCACACUCCUAAGGAGUCAUGGCGAAAGACCAGUACACUAGAGACCUGGAGAAGGUGAUCAUGGAGCAGAGAGACACAACAUUCAGAGUGCUCAAACAGUGGACAAUCGAGAAGGCUGAAUGGGACGCGGAGAAAAAGAAGAUGAAGCUGGAAAUUGAACAGCUGAAGAAGGAAGGAGAGAGGCUGAGCCUGAGAAAAAAGAAAGAGGAAGAGCAGAUGCACUCUAAAAAUGUGGGAGAUGUGAAGGAUCUCCUAGAAAUGAAACAGGUGCAACAAGCCAUGGAAAAGCUUCAGAAGUCAGAGGAGGAAAAAAGAGAUCGAAUCCUGCAGGCCUGGACUGUGGCAAGCAAGGAAUGGGAGGAAGAGAAAAAGAAGAUGAAGGUGGAAAUCGAUCAGCUGAAGAAGGAUGGAGAGAAGCUGAUAACGAUGAAGAAGAAAGACAAAGAGCAGAUGAAAGAGGAGAAGGAUCUCCUAAAAAUGACAGUAGUCCAGAAAGCAGUGGAUCUGAUUCAGAAAACAGAGACUGAAAAAAGAGACAGAAUCCUGCAGGCCUGGACCGAAGCAAGUGAUGAAUGGAAGGAGAAAGAAAAGAAGAUGAAGCUGGAAUUUGAACAGCUGAAGCAGAAAUACAAAGAGCAGACAGGAGAGGUGAAGAAAGAUCUCCUAGAAAUGAGAGUGGUCCAGAAAGCAGUGGAUCUGAUUCAGAAAACAGAGACUGAAAAAAGAGACAGAAUCCUGCAGGCCUGGACCGAAGCAAGUGAUGAAUGGAAGGAAAAGAUGGAGAUGGUGAUGAAAGAAAGAGACAAGGAGAAGAAGGAGAUGGAAAAGAGGAGGGAAGAGAGGAAGAAAAAGAAGGAGUUGGAAAAGAUGAGGAACGAGAGAGAAGCCAAGGUGAUGGAGGAAAAGAAGAAGAAAGAGCAGAAAGAGAAGGAGCAGAGAGAGAUGGAGGAGAUGGUGCAGAAAAUGGAAGCACUAACCCUUGACUCCAGCUGGCAAAAGACUCGCCUCAAGAUGAGGAGAAGAAAAAUAGUUCCAUUUAAUCAUCUUUUCUGAUUUCCAAUUUCUUCUGAUCCCUCUUUUAAGAUUUCAAUAAAUCAGUUUUUAUUGAAACUGAA